Molecule: messenger RNA, 255 nt
Organism: Caenorhabditis briggsae
Lineage: Eukaryota; Metazoa; Nematoda; Chromadorea; Rhabditida; Rhabditidae
Exons: 1
Coding region: 1-255 (84 amino acids)
Source: RefSeq, a predicted model, not a curated record
AUGAUCCAACUACUCCGUCUCAACGCGCCACUCAUCCAAUCGAUUCGUCACAACUGCCCGUGGCACCGGAACAGCUUCCGGCCGUGCUUCUUCCCCUACAAGAUGCAGGAGAAGCUCAACGUGGACACGGUCGAGAAGCGGACGGAGACCCGAGGAGGCCGACUGAUGCUGAUGCGAAGGAUUCUACGCGAGCAGAAGUUCCUUGGAUACGUGACGAAGCCGGCGGACUCGAAGAAGAUCUCAUACCCAUUGUAG